Messenger RNA from Chlorella variabilis, 1737 nucleotides. RefSeq lists its product as hypothetical. Bases 125 to 1351 code for a protein of 408 amino acids. NCBI's taxonomy places the organism in Eukaryota, Viridiplantae, Chlorophyta, Trebouxiophyceae, Chlorellales, Chlorellaceae. The transcript has 12 exons. The record is from RefSeq and is a predicted model, not a curated record.
AUGGCAUGGGCCCGCGACUACUUGACGCUGGGCCUGCUGAUAGCCUUGUUCGUGAUGGAGGCAUCGCACAAUGUUGAUGUGGCCCAAGUGACCAACGUCCGCCGCCGCAUGCUAUACUGUCGGGAUGAGGAGCUCUGCCCGCCUGCGCCUGGGGCGGCCGCCGCCUGUUGUAGCUGCACAUCCACGGCACCGCCUUCCUGUGGCACCAGGCAUGCCGACGGUUGUGGAUGCCGCACCAACGCCAAAGCCGCCGCCAAGGCCAAAGCCGCCUUCCCCGCGCCCGCCAAAGCCACCGCCCAGGCCAAAGCCGCCUUCUCCUCGGCCCCCGCGUCCACCCCCAAGCCCGCGGCCCCCAAAGCCGCCACCAAGCCCGCGGCCACCUUCCCCCCGGCCCCCUCCAUCUCCGCGUCCGCCGCCCAGACCAAAGCCGCCAUCGCCUCGGCCGCCCUCCCCCAAACCACCUUCGCCCGAACCCCCGCCCCCACCCUCGCCACUUCCCCCCAGCCCGCCUCUACCCUCUCCUCCGCCACCCAGCCCCACACCUCCCUCACCACCUCCACCCUCUCCCCAACGUGCAUCGUGUGCCAUAGGCCAAUUUUCUGCAGAUGGACUUGCACCAUGCCAGAACUGCCCGGCCGGUUCAUUUGCCAAUGCCACGAGCUCCAUCCAGUGCCAGCCAUGCCCGCCUGGAUCUGUUUCCGAUGAACCUGGCUCGGCAUCAUGCAUGCCGUGCCCGAUUGGCAAGUUUUCCAACGCCACAGGCGCCAGUGCCUGCCAGAACUGCCCUAUGGGCACCGCAUCCGGCUAUUCCCAGCCUGUCACAAGCUGCGAGCCCUGCCCUGCUGGAACCUUCCAACCAAACGAUGGCCAAGCCACUUGCCUCACCUGCAUCCCUGGGACAUACCGCAACACAUCCGGCUCAAUUUCCUGCCUGUUGUGCCCACUGGACAGCUUUGCUGACACCUAUGGUUCAACCAGCUGCCAGGUCUGCCCUGCUGGGAGCUUCUCCGCGACAGGGAAGGAGCCUUGCCAGCCGUGCCCGAUUGGCAAGUUUUCCAACGCCACAGGCGCCAGUGCCUGCCAGAACUGCCCUAUGGGCACCGCAUCCGGCUAUUCCCAGCCUGUCACAAGCUGCGAGCCCUGCCCUGCUGGAACCUUCCAACCAAACGAUGGCCAAGCCACUUGCCUCACCUGCAUCCCUGGGACAUACCGCAACACAUCCGGCUCAAUUUCCUGCCUGUUGUGCCCACUGGACAGCUUUGCUGACACCUAUGGUUCAACCAGCUGCCAGGACUGCCCAGCCGGGACUGGCACCAACUCCACUGGUGCUUCCACCUGUGUUGCUACCUAGCUCAUCCGGUCGGGAGCCCUUGAACCGGUCGUCAACUCCAGUUUGACGCUUGCUGUGCGCGUCCCUUACGUAGCGAAGCAUGGAAGGCGCCUCGGCAACCUGACCAUCCUGAUAGGGCACCCACUUCCUGCAAAGAGCCUGAACUCCUUCAGGCAAAUGUUCCUCUCGCUGCAUCGCGCCAGCGCGCGCGAGUUUGACUGUACCCGUGUUGCUGAUUGUUUCUGUUGCGGACUGACCACUGGGGAACCGCUCUUCAUAAGCGCCACCUGGGGCCAGGCCCUUGCUUGCGGCAGCAGGGUUUUUUCUUUUCUCAUUGUCCAUUGAUGUUCAGUCUGGUUGCCAUCCAGUCUUCUCUGUGCCUCCCAACGUGCACGCCUUCAUUUGAA